Molecule: messenger RNA, 1688 nt
Organism: Calliphora vicina (urban bluebottle blowfly)
Lineage: Eukaryota; Metazoa; Arthropoda; Insecta; Diptera; Calliphoridae
Gene: Rab10
Product: RAS oncogene family member Rab10
Exons: 4
Coding region: 289-903 (204 amino acids)
Biological process (GO): cellular response to insulin stimulus
Cellular component (GO): insulin-responsive compartment; Golgi apparatus; recycling endosome
Molecular function (GO): GTP binding; GTPase activity
Source: RefSeq, a predicted model, not a curated record
UUUUUUUUUUUAACCGAAAAGAAGAAGAGAAACCAAAGAAAAAUAUAGGAUAUUACAAAAAAGAAUUGCAGCAAGAAAAAAACAUAAAAACUUAAAGUUUUCAGUAAAUUUAAAUAAAGAAAAUUUAGCAAUAAGAUUUAUUAUAUAAAAAAAAGUAUUGAAAAGCGUUAAAAACAAUUGUCAAUAACAAUUUAGUGCACCUGCAGAAAAACAUUGGAAACAAAUUACACACAAACAUAAUCUAGAGAAAAAUUCCCAUCUACUCUACUUGUGCGACGACAAACGAAAAUGGCCAAGAAAACGUAUGAUCUUCUGUUCAAACUGUUGCUAAUCGGCGAUUCAGGCGUUGGAAAAACAUGUAUACUUUUCCGUUUCUCGGACGAUGCUUUCACAUCCACCUUUAUAUCCACCAUUGGUAUCGAUUUCAAAAUCAAAACCGUUGAACUCAGGGGUAAAAAAAUCAAGCUACAAAUCUGGGAUACUGCGGGUCAAGAACGUUUCCAUACCAUAACCACAUCAUAUUAUCGUGGAGCGAUGGGGAUAAUGCUGGUUUACGAUAUAACGAAUGAGAAAAGUUUUGAAAAUAUCGUUAAAUGGUUAAGGAAUAUAGAUGAGCAUGCCAAUGAGGAUGUGGAGAAAAUGAUAUUGGGCAAUAAAUGCGAUAUGUCAGACAAGCGCAUUGUCAGUAAAGAAAGAGGUGAAGCGAUUGCCCGUGAGCAUGGUAUACGUUUUAUGGAAACCUCAGCUAAAUCCAACAUUAACAUCGAACGUGCUUUCUGCGAACUUGCCGAGGCUAUAUUAGACAAGACAGCUGGCCGAGAGUCUGCCGAAAAUCCAGAGCGUGUUGUGGUCGAUCGUCGAAAUAAUGAGAAACCUCCUGCCUACAAGAAUUGCUGUUCUUAAAACAUUAAUGAACUAAUAGCAAACAAACAAAAACCAAACAAAACCGAUAAACCAACCAACCAACAAAACAACAAGAACAAUUUUUUACCACAAAAACUUAAGAAAGAACAUUUUUUGAACGAUAUAUAUUAUUAAAACUUUUUGCUGAAUUCCAAAAUACAACACAUCAUCAUUAACAUCAACAGCAACCACAAACAUUCUAAUCAAAACCAGCAAAUGUUGUCAAGCUACCACCACCACCAACAACAACAAACAAAAACUUUAAAAGAAAAGUAAAAAACCUUUGAAACUAAAAAAAAAUUUAAAUAAUAAUACACUGCUACAACCACAUUAGCACAUUAAUAAUAAAUAAAAAAACAUACAUACUACAUAUAUACAUAAAUACAUAUAUAAAUAACAUUUAUACGUCAUUUAUAUACUAAAUAUGUGUGUAUACAUACUUAACGUUAAUCCCCCCCUCAACGUACAUAAAUUAAUUAAUUAAAUUAAAUUAAGAUACAUGCAUAAUUUAUAUAACAACAAGUUUUAUUAUAUUAUUAUUUUUUUAGUUAAAUACAAACAGAAAAAACAUACAUAUUUUGCUUUUUAUAUAAGACGACGAUCUAAGAGAAUGAAUAUGAACAGAAAAAGCAUUAAUAAUACUAUACUACACAUGCAUAUAUAAAGUUUUUGUUAAUUUAAUAUAAAUGAAAAGAAAAAUGGAUAAACAAACAAAAAAAAUCAAAUUAUGAGACGUCAAAUUGUGUGCGCAAAUAAAAAAAAAUAUAACUGGGAAAAAAACAAAA